CAUUAAACAUAUCAUCACUGACUGUUUACCGAUAGGUAGCUCAAAACGGCCGAAACAAUCGCAUUUCGGCGUCCUGUCGACUAUCCGUAUUGCCCACCAUUACUGGUCUGGGUCAUAUGACGGAUUGCUUUUGGUAUAUGUCUCACGAUAAAAACUUUUUUAAGCGCAUUUCACUAUUCAGUGCCGAGUGCCCGCCGCGCUUUAUAAAAGGCGGUGGACACGGUACGUCGCUCAUUAUCAAAUAACUUAACGUCGCAUCGUCCCUUAGCCAUUUGAUAGUGGCGGAGUAGUUUGGUAGUUCGAAUUCGAACCAAUUACUGUAAGAUCAGCAUAAGAUCGUCGUCUUGUUAACUGCUAUUGACUGAUCAGAAUCGCUGGACGUGGUGACGAAUAGGUAACCAGGAGGAGUGCUCAAAUAUUUAUAUCCUUAUGGCGCCAACUACUAGAAGAAGUGAGUAACCAGCUUCUACUUUUUCCGGGUAAUGGAGUGGCACGUAGACCAACGGCUCGUCAUCCCAUACCAAAAAAUGUGUUAGUAGAGCUGAGUGUUAGUCAUAAUAAAGCAUGUAUGUUUUGUGGCCAAAAAGAAAUCAGUGAAAAAUUAUAUGGCCUGCUUUAUCAGCUCAAUGAUGUUAUUGUUCAUUAUUUUUGUAUUUUAUUGUCGUCAAGGGCCGUUCAAAAUGGUGCUGAUAAAGAGGGGAUUUGGGGAUUUUUAUUAAAAGAUAUUAAAGCUGAACUUACCCGGGGAUCUAGAGAAACUUGUGUUUACUGUAAGAAAAAGGGUGCAACUAUAUCAUGUUGUGGAUCAAAAUGUCGAAGAGUGUUUCAUCUUCCUUGUGGAUUGAAAAAUGGGUCUAUGCAUCAAUAUUAUCAGUCAUUUAAAUCAUUUUGCCAACAGCAUCGUGUUACACAAGUUGUUGAUUUAUCAGAGUUACAAAAUACUGCUUCAGUACAAUGUGCUAUUUGUAAGGAUGAUGUUACAGCAGCUCCUUUACAUAAUUCUAUUUGGGCACCAUGUUGUAAACGCAACGCUUGGUUUCACCGAGGGUGUAUUCAAGAUCUAGCAUUAAGUGCAGGCUAUUUCUUUAAAUGCCCAUUAUGCAAUAAUGUUGAAAAUUUCAAAUGUAGAAUGCUAACUCUUGGAAUAUAUAUACCAUCAAGUUACCUGAAAAAAUUAAAUCACAGGGACGCCUCUUGGGAAACUGUGCCCAAUGCUUUUGCAGAGCUCUUGGAACGGCAUAGUAUGUGUAAUGCUGAAACCUGUCUUUGUCCUCAUCAAGAUAAACGAAAAUAUCAACAUGAAUCCGGGUCAUGGGAAAUAAUAUUAUGCCAUACAUGUGGUUCAAAUGGAACACACAGAUUAUGCAGUUCUCUUAAAUGUGAUCAAGAGUGGUACUGUAUAGCAUGCCAAACCGUCGCAGAUAAUACAGCAAGAGCCAAGAAAAAACUUUUAGAACUACCAGAUGAUGGGAAUGGUAGUGGUAUUUCAGUUAUGAUUGAAGAAAGACUAUCUCACAACAGAGAAGUACAACGACGAAAUAUUGAAUUAAUGCGUAAUGCAGCUCGACCAUUAUCUGUGGAUGAUCCGAUAGUUAUUUCAGAUGAUAGUAAUGAUAGCAGUAUACAGUGUGUGACUUAUAUUGAUCCACCAAAAAUACCACAUAUACAAGUAAUUCAAACACCUCAAAUUCGGUUGCCAGUAAUAUCUGGUUAUUCAUCAAUAAGUACAGAUUCUACUAGAAACCUUGACCGUAGAUUCGCCCUUUCUGCAAACGAGUCAAAAUCUUUGACAUAUAUCUUUCAAGGAAGUAUUGAUUUAACUUCAGAUGAUGAUGACAAUUGACGAUGGUGAAAAUAACAUGAUAUAUAAAUUAGUAAUUAGACUACCAGAUAAUUAGUAAUAAAGUUAAAUAGAAACUAAAACACUGCCCAGACUAUUCAAAUGUAACUAAAGUAAGUAAUAUGUUAUAAUAUUGUUUCUUAAUGUUUGUAUUUUUUUUUUAAUUUUUUUUUUUUUUUUUUUAU
Molecule: messenger RNA, 2025 nt
Organism: Melanaphis sacchari
Lineage: Eukaryota; Metazoa; Arthropoda; Insecta; Hemiptera; Aphididae
Product: PHD finger protein 7-like
Exons: 11
Coding region: 569-1843 (424 amino acids)
Cellular component (GO): nucleus
Source: RefSeq, a predicted model, not a curated record